GUAAAUAUGCAUCAGCUCUUUUUAUUUCAUCGAGUAGGCGCACUCCGCUAGGGUUUUGCUGUGGUUCCUCUCCGUGGCGACGAGCAAGAUCAAGACAGCGUAAACGUUCAUGGAGAAGGCGUCGGGGCUGCUCUUCUCCGGCGUCCGGGUCGACCGAAAGCGGUUCGCCCGGGAGAUUGCCCGAUUCCAGCAGUUGAAGAAAGAACCGGAUGAUCUCGGGGACCUAGCGGAUGCAGCGCUGGAAGCCUUGCCGGAGGUGAAGGCGAACAAGAAGGAGAAGAAGCGGAAGCGCAAGGAUAAGGACUCUUCUGGUUGCAUCUCUGGCUUACAUGCUGUGGAGGGGUUCAGUGUGUUCAAGAGUUCCGAGUCUUUGUCGUCUAUUCUAGAAAGAAAUGCUUUGGAGGCUACUUCUGCUGAGAAGAAGAAGGAAGUGGAAAAGGAGAUUGAGAAAGCUUCUAUUCUGCGUAAGAAGUAUGGAAUUCAUGUUUCAGGACACGGUGUUCCUCCCCCGCUCGAGAGUUUUGUGGAGCUAAGCUCAAGGUAUAACUGCAAACCAUAUAUUUUGCAUAACUUAACUGAACUUGGUUUUCGAGAGCCUACACCUAUUCAGAGGCAGGCUAUUCCAGUACUCCUUUCUAAGAGGGACUGCUUUGCAUGUGCACCAACUGGCUCUGGCAAGACAUUGGCAUUUUUAUGUCCAAUGCUCAUGAAGAUUAAGCCAGGGUUAAAGAAUGGUGUAAAAGCUGUUGUUCUCUGCCCUACUAGAGAAUUAGCUGCUCAAACUGCUAGAGAGUGCAAGAGGCUGGCUAAGGGGAGAAAAUUUUACAUCAAGUUAAUGACUAAGGAGCUCUCCAGAUGUGGUGAUUUUGAAAAAAUGCUGUGUGAUAUAAUCAUAUCCACUCCUUUCCGGUUGGACUUUGCUAUUCGCAAAAGGAAGUUUGACUUGAGUCGGGUGAAAUAUCUUGUCUUGGAUGAAGCUGAUAAGCUUUUUGAGCUAGGUUUUGUAGAACAAAUUGAUUCUGUGGUCAAAGCCUGUUCAAGAACUACUGUAGUACGUACACUGUUCAGUGCGACUUUGCCUGAAACUGUUGAAAAACUUGCAAGCACUGUUAUGGUUGAUGCAGUUCGAAUCAUCAUUGGUAGAAAAAAUUCUGCCUCCGAGAUGAUUAAGCAAAAGCUUGUUUUUGCUGGUAGCGAAAAAGGGAAAUUGCUUGCUAUUCAUCAAAGCUUUUCAGAGAGUCUGAAUCCUCCAGUACUAGUGUUUGUUCAAAGCAAAGAAAGAGCGAAGGAACUUUACAAGGAAUUAGCAUUUGACGACAUAAAAGUUGAUGUUAUUCAUGCAGACCUUUCCCAGCAGCAGCGAGAAGAUGCAGUUGAUAACUUCAGAUCAGGCAAGACAUGGGUUCUGAUAGCAACUGAUGUUGUUUCUCGGGGUAUGGAUUUUAAGAGGAUCAACUGUGUGAUCAACUAUGAUUUUCCUGAAUCAGCUGCAGCAUAUAUUCAUAGAAUUGGUCGAUCUGGACGGGCUGGAAGACCUGGAGAAGCUGUAACAUUCUUCACUGAAGAGGAUAAACCUUUUUUGAGGAACAUAGCCAAUGUGAUGGCAGCAUCUGGCUGUGAAGUUCCUUCCUGGAUUCUUACUUUGCCCAAGCUCAGAAAAAGAAAGCACCGGCCACACAGAGACUCGAUAUCAACCAUUUCCGACGACAGUGCCUAGUAAAAGAAAUGCUGCAGUAUGUUCUAAAGCAUCAGGUUCCUUACUCCCAUCCGUCCCGAGAGAUCUGCUACUGUGGUUUUCAUCAACAUUCUGGCCUUGAUUGCCAUGGCUGAGUUGUCUUCGAACAAAGAUUGUGGAUUCUGUCCUGAGGUUUGCUUCUGCCAAAGAAUUUGGUUGCUCGGAAAUGUAGACGAUGGUGAUAUAUUUGUGCAGGCUACAUUAACCAAUUGAUAACCAACAAGCUAUCAAGUUAUGGAGUUAAAUAUGAUUAUCUUCAUAAUCAUACAGCUUAGCCAGAUCAAGUCUGAGAAAAAAAAAAUCACAAACUAAUUUGAUGAUGCUACCUACCUACUAUAAUUAUAAAAUUCGUGUGUUUUUUUUGUAAAACGAUGUAUACAUUUAUAUUUUCCGUAAAACCAUGUAUUUCAAUUAUAGUUGAGAUUAGCUCUA
Musa acuminata AAA Group (dessert banana) is the source of this 2167-nucleotide messenger RNA. RefSeq names its product DEAD-box ATP-dependent RNA helicase 57-like. The transcript is spliced from 13 exons. Bases 110 to 1717 code for a protein of 535 amino acids. The record is from RefSeq and is a predicted model, not a curated record. Gene Ontology annotation, biological process: maturation of SSU-rRNA. Gene Ontology annotation, molecular function: ATP binding; nucleic acid binding; RNA helicase activity. NCBI's taxonomy places the organism in Eukaryota, Viridiplantae, Streptophyta, Magnoliopsida, Zingiberales, Musaceae.